AACGAUUUUAUUAACAAUGUCAGAGAAACCUGUUUGUGCCUCUAUUGAGUGUAAGAAUGAAGCUCAUUUGCAAUGUCCUACUUGUGUAAAGUUGGGAAAGAAUGAAAACUCCUUUUUCUGUUCUCAAGACUGUUUCAAGAAAAGUUGGGGCUCUCAUAAGGCCAUCCACGGAAACACUAAGUCUCCCUAUGAACCUUUCAAAACUUUCAAGUAUGCAGGUCCUCUUAGAGCUGUUUACCCUCUUUCCCCUCGCCGUGCUGUUCCUGAAGAUAUUCCUAGACCCGAUUAUGCCGAAACUGGUAUCCCCAAGUCCGAAUUCAUGGCUAGAAGUUCUGAAAUCAAGGUUUUGAACUCCAAGGAAGUUGAAGGUGUUAGAGAAGCUUGUAGAAUUACCCGUGAAGUUCUUGAGAUCACUGCUAAGGCCAUCCGUGUUGGUAUCACCACUGAUGAACUUGACCGUAUUGCCCACGAAGCUACUAUUGAACGUAAAUCUUAUCCUUCUCCUUUGAACUACAACUACUUCCCCAAGUCUAUUUGCACAAAGUUCUCUUUUACAGUUAUCUGUCACGGUAUUCCCGACCAACGUGCUUUAGUUGAUGGUGAUAUUAUUAACAUUGAUGUCAGUUGUUUCUAUAAUGGCUUCCAUGGCGAUGCUAAUGCUACCUUCUGUGUUGGUAACGUUGAUGAAGCUGGUAAGAAAUUGAUUAAUGUCACUCGUGAAUGUUUAGAUAAAGCUAUUGCCGCUGUCAAGCCUGGAAUCAGAUAUCGUGAUUUCGGUAAGAUCAUUGAAGAACAUGCUACCAAGAACGGUUUCUCUGUUGUCCGUACCUUCUGUGGUCACGGUAUCAACCAAUUGUUCCAUUGCGCACCUAAUGUUCCUCAUUAUGCCAAUAACAAAGCUAUUGGUGUUGUUAAGCCAGGCCAUAUCUUCACAAUCGAGCCCAUGAUCUGUGAAGGUGUUCACCAAGAACUUAUGUGGCCUGAUGGUUGGACUGCCACAACUAAGGAUGGUAAACGUUCUGCCCAAUUCGAACACACCCUCCUUGUUACUGCAACUGGUGUUGAGAUUUUAACUUAAAAAAAACAUUUCAUAAUUUUUUUUUCCGCAUUAGAAAAUAUAUAAAAAUUUAGAUUUUGUAAUUUUAUAUCAUGUCCCAAACGCAAUAUGCUAUCAUACACCGUGUGAAGCAAAGAAAAAAAAC
Molecule: messenger RNA, 1202 nt
Organism: Mucor mucedo
Lineage: Eukaryota; Fungi; Mucoromycota; Mucoromycetes; Mucorales; Mucoraceae
Product: peptidase M24, structural domain-containing protein
Exons: 10
Coding region: 17-1078 (353 amino acids)
Biological process (GO): proteolysis
Molecular function (GO): metalloaminopeptidase activity
Source: RefSeq, a predicted model, not a curated record